CUAGCGGGCUUGAUAACCCCUGCGCCCUGGCUGGGAGGCCGCGCUGAGCGGGGGGCAGGGCGGGCCGGGGGAGGAGGCUGUGCAAGGGCCGCGGGGAGAUCCCGGCCGAGAACGAGAGGGACGGAGCUGGGCGCUGAAUGGCGGGCGUUCUGGCAAGUCUCCCCCUGCGUUCCCGAGGCCACCCGAAAGUAGGAGAGCUGUUUGGGACCCAGUUUGGUGGAGGAGCUCUGGACCUGUAGGAACACCACCCCUGUACGUUUCCUGCAGUGCCCCCUCCUUUUCUCAUUGCCCUGGAGACCUGGGUGAUCACCGGAGAACUGCCCUCGGCCCCGCAAGUCCCGUCUAGACUCAGUGGCCCUAGAUCCGAGGUUAAACCGGAACCUAGGCUUUCUCAGGCUUCUGGAGCCCUCUCUUAACCCUUCCCCAGCCCCUGGGACGGGCCAGCACCCAGCCAGCUCCUCCGCUGGUUGGCCCUGCUAAGGCAGGUGGCCCAAUGCAGCCAGUUCUCCUUAAGCGUGCCCUGCUCAAGAAACCCCCAUCUCAGUGGAGGAGACCAGGUGCCAAAUAGGGGCACAUUCCAUUUAAGCGAGUUCAGAGGCCUCAGAAAAGACUUCCCAGGGACGGAGACUUUUGAGCAGGAUCUUAAAAGAUUGGUUGGGGCCCGAGUGGUGGCUCGCGCCUGCAGUCCCCGCACUUUGGGAGGCCAAGGCGGGCGGAUCACUUGAGCCCAGGAGUUCGAGACCACCCUGGGCAACAAUGGUGAAAACCCCGUCUCUACAAAAACCAAAACCAAAAAUUAGCCAGGUGUGGUGGCACACCACUUUAGUCCUAGCUACUCAGGAGGCUGAAGCAGGAGGAUGGCUUGAGCCCAGGAGGUAGAGGUUGCUGUGAGCUGAGAUCAUACCACUGCACUCCAGCCUGGGCAACAGAGCGAGAGACCCUGUCUCAGGAAAAAAAAAAAAAAAAAAAAAAAAGAUUGGUUGGGACUCUAACAGAGGAGAAAGGUCAUUCCAAACUGAGAAGAGUGUAUGAACAAAUUGAAGACAGCAAGAGCAAGAAUCCGGACAGAAGUCGGUCCUAGGCCCCCCAGGCUCUGACCUUCUUUCCCAGGAUGAGGUGGGGCCACCAUUUGCCCAGGGCCUCUUGGGGCUCUGGUUUUAGAAGAGCACUCCAGCGACCAGAUGAUCGUAUCCCCUUCCUGAUCCACUGGAGUUGGCCCCUUCAAGGGGAGCAUCCCUUUGGGCCCCCUAGGGCCUUUAUACGCCACCACGGAAGCUCGGCAGAUAGUGCUCCCCCAUCCGGGAGGCAUGGACGGCUGUUCCCCAGCGCCUCUGCAACUGAAGCUAUACAGCGGCACCGCCGGAACCUGGCUGAGUGGUUCAGCCGGCUGCCCAGGGAGGAGCGCCAGUUUGGCCCGACCUUUGCCCUAGACACGGUCCACGUUGACCCUGUGAUCCGCGAGAGUACCCCUGAUGAGCUACUUCGCCCACCCGCGGAGCUGGCCCUGGAGCAUCAGCCACCCCAGGCCGGGCUCCCCCAACUGGCCCUGUCUCAGCUCUUUAACCUGGAUGCCUGUGGGCGCCGGGUGCAGACAGUGGUGCUGUAUGGGACAGUGGGCACAGGCAAGAGCACGCUGGUGCGCAAGAUGGUUCUGGACUGGUGUUAUGGGCGGCUGCCGGCCUUCGAGCUGCUCAUCCCCUUCUCCUGUGAGGACCUGUCAUCCCUGGGCCCUGCCCCAGCCUCCCUGUGCCAACUUGUGGCCCAGCGCUACACGCCCCUGAAGGAGGUUCUGCCCCUGAUGGCUGCUGCUGGGUCCCACCUCCUCUUUGUGCUCCAUGGCUUAGAGCAUCUCAACCUUGACUUCCGGCUGGCAGGCACGGGACUUUGUAGUGACCCGGAGGAACCGCAGGAACCAGCUGCUAUCAUCGUCAACCUGCUGCGCAAAUACAUGCUGCCUCAGGCCAGCAUUCUGGUGACCACUCGGCCCUCUGCCAUUGGCCGUAUCCCCAGCAAGUACGUGGGCCGCUAUGGUGAGAUCUGUGGUUUCUCUGAUACCAACCUGCAGAAGCUCUACUUCCAGCUCCGCCUCAACCAGCCGGACUGCGGGUAUGCCGUUGGCGGUUCAGGUGUCUCUGCCACACCAGCUCAGCGUGACCACCUGGUGCAGAUGCUCUCCCGGAACCUGGAGGGGCACCACCAGAUAGCCGCUGCCUGCUUCCUGCCGUCCUAUUGCUGGCUCGUUUGUGCCACCUUGCACUUCCUGCAUGCCCCCACGCCUGCUGGGCAGACCCUUACAAGCAUCUAUACCAGCUUCCUGCGCCUCAACUUCAGCGGGGAAACCCUGGACAGCACUGACCCCUCCAAUUUGUCCCUGAUGGCCUAUGCAGCCCGAACCAUGGGCAAGUUGGCCUAUGAGGGGGUGUCCUCCCGCAAGACCUACUUCUCUGAAGAGGAUGUCUGUGGCUGCCUGGAGGCUGGCAUCAGGACGGAGGAGGAGUUUCAGCUGCUGCACAUCUUCCGCCGGGAUGCCCUGAGGUUUUUCCUGGCCCCAUGUGUGGAGCCAGGGCGUGCAGGCACCUUCGUGUUCACCGUGCCCGCCAUGCAGGAAUACCUGGCUGCCCUCUACAUUGUGCUGGGUUUGCGCAAGACGACCCUGCAAAAGGUGGGCAAGGAAGUGGCUGAGCUCGUGGGCCGUGUUGGGGAGGACGUCAGCCUGGUACUGGGCAUCAUGGCCAAGCUGCUGCCUCUGCGGGCUCUGCCUCUGCUCUUCAACCUGAUCAAGGUGGUUCCACGAGUGUUUGGACGCAUGGUGGGUAAAAGCCGGGAGGCGGUGGCUCAGGCCAUGGUGCUGGAGAUGUUUCGAGAGGAGGACUACUACAACGAUGAUGUUCUGGACCAGAUGGGCGCCAGUAUCCUGGGUGUGGAGGGCCCCCGGCGCCACCCAGAUGAGCCCCCUGAGGAUGAAGUCUUCGAGCUCUUCCCCAUGUUCAUGGGGGGGCUUCUCUCUGCCCACAACCGAGCUGUGCUAGCUCAGCUUGGCUGCCCCAUCAAGAACCUGGAUGCCCUGGAGAAUGCCCAGGCCAUCAAGAAGAAGCUGGGCAAGCUGGGCCGGCAGGCGCUGCCCCCCUCAGAGCUCCUUGACCACCUCUUCUUCCACUAUGAGUUCCAGAACCAGCGCUUCUCCGCUGAGGUGCUCAGCUCCCUGCGUCAGCUCAACCUGGCAGGUGUGCGCAUGACACCCGUCAAGUGCACAGUGGUGGCGGCUGUGCUGGGCAGCGGAAGGCAUGCCCUGGAUGAGGUGAACUUGGCCUCCUGCCAGCUAGAUCCUGCUGGGCUGCACACACUCAUGCCUGUCUUCCUGCGUGCCCGGAAGCUGGGCUUGCAACUCAACAGCCUGGGCCCUGAGGCCUGCAAGGACCUCCGAGACCUGUUGCUGCAUGACCAGUGCCAAAUUACCACACUGCGGCUGUCCAACAACCCGCUGACGGCGGCAGGUGUUGCCGUGCUAAUGGAGGGGCUGGCAGGAAACACCUCAGUGACGCACCUGUCCCUGCUGCACACGGGCCUUGGGGACGAAGGCCUGGAGCUGCUGGCUGCCCAGCUGGACCGCAACCGGCAGCUGCAGGAGCUGAACGUGGCUUACAACGGUGCUGGUGACACAGCGGCCCUGGCCCUGGCCAGAGCUGCCCGGGAGCACCCUUCCCUGGAACUGCUACAAGCUCUACUGAAUGGCAUCGACUUUCUCUCUCCUGCCAGCCUCUACUUCAAUGAGCUGAGCUCAGAGGGCCGCCAGGUCUUGCGAGACUUGGGGGGUGCUGCUGAAGGUGGUGCCCGGGUGGUGGUGUCACUGACAGAGGGGACGGCGGUGUCGGAAUACUGGUCAGUGAUCCUCAGUGAAGUCCAGCGGAACCUCAAUAGCUGGGAUCGGGCCCGGGUUCAGCGACACCUUGAGCUCCUCCUGCGGGAUCUGGAAGAUAGCCGGGGUGCCACCCUUAAUCCUUGGCGCAAGGCCCAGCUGCUGCGAGUGGAGGGCGAGGUCAGGGCCCUCCUGGAGCAGCUGGGAAGCUCUGGAAGCUGAGACACUGGCGGCAGGCACCUAGCUAUGUGACCACUGGCCCUAAACCUUUUCCCUCUGUGGCCUCCUGGCUUGCACUGCUCCCUCUAGAAAGAUUCCUUCAGGUCUGGAGGCAGAGGAAUGGGCACAGCUGAGCCAGUUGCCCUCCUAGGGCAUGUUUGACCAGGACUGAGUCUGGAAUCUCCAAGUUAAAGAUGGUGAAUUGAUGCUUCGGGCUUGGAGAUGGAACGUGCCUCCUCUCCAUUCAGCUAGAAGGACCAAAGCAUGUGGCAUUUGGAUGGCCAGAGUGCCCUGAAGCACCACUACCAACCUUGCCUCCCCCUCCUCUCAAAGAGCCUCUGAUUGUGCCACCAAUGGGCUCACAUCUUAUGUCUGCCAUGCCAGGGGUGUCGCCAUCCAGAUGUGUUGGAAGCUUCCCCUCCUGCCUUAUGCUCACCUGUGGACACUGAGGAUGCCCUCACAUUGGUGCUUUCUCCUCAUCCUCAUGCCCCCUUUGCCACAAUGGUAUGAUGGCUUGGUAGCCCCUCAAGGCAGAUGCACCUGACUUGCUGCUAUUAAAAAGCCGUGUGCCUUCUACCAA
Gorilla gorilla gorilla (western lowland gorilla) is the source of this 4655-nucleotide messenger RNA. It is a transcript of the gene NLRX1, whose product is annotated as NLR family member X1. The transcript has 10 exons. NCBI's taxonomy places the organism in Eukaryota, Metazoa, Chordata, Mammalia, Primates, Hominidae. The record is from RefSeq and is a predicted model, not a curated record. Bases 1112 to 4078 code for a protein of 988 amino acids. Gene Ontology annotation, molecular function: protein binding.